AUGAGGCCCGCCAACCUUUUGCAGCUCGUUGCCCUGGGAGCCAUUGUCCCAGGAGCACUCGGCGCUCCGCAGGCUGGACAGGGCGCCCUUACCCGACAAGGCCGUGGGUCGUACUCGAAUCCCGAGCUGGGGAGCCAGUCUAGCUACCUCAACAGCCACCUCUCGUCGUCCCGCGCCAACAGCCUUCCCGUCCCGGUUCGCCCUGCCGGCGCCAACGGCAACAACGGCUAUCCCGUCCCGGUUCGCCCUGCCGGCGCCGGGCCCGCGUCGGGUUACCAGGGUUCUUCGGGGUCUUGGAGGCAAAACUCGGCUGGCUUCGGCCGCCAGGAUUCUAUGGGCUCUUCGGGGGGUGGCCUAGGCCGCUCGGGCACCCUCUACCGGCAGAAUUCAAUGGGUGGUGAAGACAGGUUUCACGAUUCGUCUGACGAGUUUGAUCAGUCCGGCUCGGGAGGCGCCGCCAUGGGCGGUUCCAUGGGUAGUUCCAUGGGUAGUUCCAUGGGUAGUUCCAUGGGUAGUUCCAUGGGUGGUUCACCAGGUGGCUCCAUGGGUGGUUCCAUGGGUGGUUCCAUGGGUGGUUCCAUGGGUGGUUCACCAGGUGGCUCCAUGGGGGGUUCCAUGGGUGGUGCAGCGGGUGGUGCCAUGGGUGGUGCAGCCGGCGGUGCCAUGGGUGGUGCCAUGGGUGGUGCAGCCGGCGGUGCCAUGGGUGGUGCCGAGGAUGGUGCAGCAGGUGCCGGUGCCGGUGGCCGUGGCCGUUUCCGCAAUGGUAUCAACAAGAUUAAGGACCGGUUUAACCGGAACGGUCAAGCCGCUGACCCCAACGUUGACCCUUCGGCGGCCGAUACUCAGGCCCAGGGUGGCGGCCGUAGCCGUUUCCGCAAUGGUUUCAACCAGAUCAAGGACAGGUUUAACCGGAACGGUCAAGCCGCUGACCCCAACGCUGACCCUUCGGCGGCCGAUACUCAGGCCCAGGGUGGCGGCCGUAGCCGUUUCCGCAAUGGUUUCAACCAGAUGAGGAACAAGUUUAACCGGAACGGUCAAGCCGCUGACCCCAACGCUGACCCCUCGGCGGCCGAUACUCAGGCCCAGGGUGGCGGCCGUAGCUCCGUUUUCCGCAAUGGUUUCAACCAGAUGAGGAGCAAGUUUAACCGGAACGGUCAAGCCGCUGACCCCAACGCUGACCCCUCGGCGGCCGGUGCUCAGGCCCAGAGUGGCGGCCGUACCUCCGGCUUCGGCGGCCGUUUCAAGAAAUUCACGGCAGGGAUGCGCAGGGGACGGUCAAGCCGCUAA
Molecule: messenger RNA, 1287 nt
Organism: Pyricularia pennisetigena
Lineage: Eukaryota; Fungi; Ascomycota; Sordariomycetes; Magnaporthales; Pyriculariaceae
Exons: 1
Coding region: 1-1287 (428 amino acids)
Source: RefSeq, a predicted model, not a curated record